CUCAUGAGCGCCGAAGAAGCACUGCAGCAAGACCGAGGAUGAAGCGAGCCUGAAGCUGAAUUCAUUCACUCCGUGUGGUGGUUUGAACUGCGAGUGUGCCUGACAGCCAGACAGAAGAAACAAGAAGAGGGUGUUUUUCUGAGUCCAGUCCACCGUGGUUUUUCUACUAUAAAAAAAAGACUGAAGACGCACAACUUUGCACCUUCUGUCUAAAAUAAAUUCCUGCUCUCGGGUGGCAGUGAACUCACGUGAGGAGCUGCAGAGAUGGACCAGAACAACAGUUCAGCCAGUCCCUUCCAGGGACUGGCCUCCCCUCAGGGUGCCAUGACCCCAGGCAUGCCUAUCUUCAGUCCCAUGAUGCCCUAUGGCUCAGGUCUGACACCUCAGCCCGUCGUGGCCAACAGUUUGUCUAUACUGGAGGAACAGCAGAGGCAACAGCAGCAGCAACAGGCACAGCAGGCAAACGCAGGUCUUCCUGGAACGUCAGGGCUAACCCCUCAGCUUUACCAUUCCCAGACGGUUGCAGGCUCGACCACCACAGCGCUGCCAGGGAACACCCCGCUCUACAACACCCCGCUGACCCCCAUGACCCCCAUCACACCGGCAACACCUGCCUCAGAGAGCUCUGGAAUAGUACCACAGCUACAAAACAUAGUAUCUACUGUAAAUCUGGGCUGUAAACUGGAUUUGAAGACCAUUGCCCUGAGAGCCAGGAAUGCAGAGUACAACCCAAAGCGUUUUGCUGCGGUCAUCAUGAGAAUACGAGAACCCAGGACCACGGCUCUCAUCUUCAGCUCUGGGAAGAUGGUCUGCACGGGAGCCAAGAGUGAGGAGCAGUCGAGGUUAGCUGCCAGAAAAUACGCUCGUGUGGUGCAGAAGCUCGGCUUUCCUGCUAAGUUCUUGGAUUUUAAGAUUCAGAACAUGGUGGGAAGCUGCGAUGUGAAGUUCCCCAUUCGACUGGAGGGAUUAGUCCUCACACAUCAGCAGUUUAGCAGCUACGAACCGGAGCUGUUUCCAGGACUGAUUUACAGAAUGAUCAAACCCAGAAUCGUCCUGCUCAUCUUUGUUUCUGGGAAAGUUGUACUCACAGGCGCCAAAGUGAGGGGAGAGAUCUACGAAGCGUUUGAAAACAUCUAUCCCAUCCUGAAAGGCUUCCGCAAGACAACGUAGAACCUGCAGCUCCUUCUCUUACCUUUUUAUCUCCCCAACUCCAACUUUUUUUCAUCAGACUUUUUUAAAAUUCACAAGUGGACUGCUGUAACGGCUGUUGUAACGGCUGUUGUACAGGGAUGUGAUUUUAUUUUUAUUUUUUAUUUUCUUUUCUGGUCCUGGUGUUUCAAAGGAUUGGAAAACAGGACGUCAACGUUGCUGUGAUUUGAUCACAAGUGAUGUCAUAUUUUGCUCGCAGACCUCCAUAUAUUUGACCUUUUUUCCCACGUUUUUUGUUGUGUGGAUCACAUCCCUGACUGUACAUAAGACUGUAAAGAAAUGUAAAAAGCGCUGAUUUGAAGAGAAGCAGUCUGGCUAGGACUGUUUAUUUUAAGCCAUUUUAAAUAGUUUUUGUAUGUUGCAUUUUUAUAAAUUGUUCACUCUGUUCCCAAAAUGUUUCGAGAUUUGUUCGGGUUUGUCUGCCCCACAUUCCUUUUAACAGUAUUUACUAAGGUUUCUGUCUAUCUCAAGUCAAUGAGAUCAUCUUGAUAUCUUUUGCAAAUCAAUCAGUUAUUGGUUUAGCUUGGUCAUCAUUUAUUUACAUGCUGUAAUCAGAAUUCCCUCUAAAUUCCCGCAUUUCAACAUUGGUAGAAUAGCCAUGUCAGUUAAGACGUAUCCGAAGGCUGUGGCUCUUACUUUUAAGUGGAUGCUCUUAAUUAUUUUUAUUGAAAUCCUCCCGCUAAAGUUGUCAUCAAGUUGUUGGUUAGUUCUUUGAGAUUUGUGGCACUUGGGGUCAGUAACAUUUGUACUUGUAGAUCAACCAGAACUUAAACGUGAAGAAGGAGGCUGUUGGUCCUUAAGGAGACGGCAUCUCCUUUCUUAAAGUCUUGUAUUCACAUAUUGCCUCUUUCAUCCACAAGCACUAAAAUAUGAUGACAGAUAAUCAAUUAAUUGUGUUGCCAUGUUUAUGUUCUAUUUUUACAUUUGUUUGGCCAUUCAAAAGUAUAUUUAAAAAGAUAUUUUUUUCAUAGGGGAUUGUGAAUUUCCCUCGGUCUGUGCUGCUUGCUCAGCUGACCUGUCUGAAGCAGAAGAGGUUAGAGAAUUACGCUAAACUACAUUUAGUAAUAAUGAAUCCAUCCUUCUGACUGAGCUCAGCAGCGGCUUAGCAGGAGACCAGGAAGCCCUGUCACAUCUCGAUGAUAUUGUGUUUAUAACAACAUUGUUAAUGUGCUGCACUGCAUUAAUAAAUGUGUACAUA
This is a messenger RNA of Notothenia coriiceps (black rockcod), 2407 nucleotides long. It is a transcript of the gene tbp, whose product is annotated as TATA box binding protein. Bases 265 to 1170 code for a protein of 301 amino acids. Lineage: Eukaryota; Metazoa; Chordata; Actinopteri; Perciformes; Nototheniidae. The record is from RefSeq and is a predicted model, not a curated record. The transcript has 9 exons. Gene Ontology annotation, biological process: DNA-templated transcription initiation. Gene Ontology annotation, molecular function: DNA binding.